Messenger RNA from Oryctolagus cuniculus (rabbit), 1180 nucleotides. It is a transcript of the gene UNC119, whose product is annotated as unc-119 lipid binding chaperone. The record is from RefSeq and is a predicted model, not a curated record. Gene Ontology annotation, molecular function: lipid binding. Gene Ontology annotation, biological process: negative regulation of caveolin-mediated endocytosis; negative regulation of clathrin-dependent endocytosis; visual perception. Gene Ontology annotation, cellular component: centrosome; spindle pole; intercellular bridge. NCBI's taxonomy places the organism in Eukaryota, Metazoa, Chordata, Mammalia, Lagomorpha, Leporidae.
AUGUCAAAUAAAGCGGGGAGGCCCUACAGGGAGCGAAUCCCUCCCCGGCCCCUGUGCCCGAGCCUGGAGCCCACGCUGGAUCCGCGGGCUGAAUCCGAAUCCGGGUCCGAGUCGGAGCCAGAGGCAGGCCCGGGGCCCAGGCCGGGGCCGCUGCAGAGGAAGCAGCCCAUCGGGCCGGAGGACGUGCUGGGGCUGCAGCGGAUCACGGGCGACUACCUGUGCUCCCCCGAGGAGAAUAUCUACAAGAUCGACUUCGUCAGGUUCAAGAUUCGGGACAUGGACUCAGGCACUGUCCUCUUUGAAAUCAAGAAGCCCCCAGCCUCAGAGCGGUUGCCCAUCAACCGGCGGGAUCUGGACCCCAAUGCUGGGCGCUUUGUCCGCUACCAGUUCACCCCUGCCUUUCUCCGCCUGAGGCAGGUGGGAGCCACGGUGGAGUUCACGGUGGGAGAGAAGCCCGUCAACAACUUCCGCAUGAUCGAGAGGCACUACUUCCGCAACCAGCUGCUCAAAAGCUUUGACUUCCACUUCGGCUUCUGCAUCCCCAGCAGCAAGAACACCUGCGAGCACAUCUACGACUUCCCCCCGCUCUCUGAAGAGCUGAUCAGCGAGAUGAUCCGUCACCCGUACGAGACACAGUCUGACAGCUUCUACUUCGUGGAUGACCGGCUGGUGAUGCACAACAAAGCAGACUAUUCCUACAGCGGGAACCCCUGACCCCAGCCGCAGCAGGCUCUGGACCCUGAGCCGGGACCUCCCCAACCCUCACCUCCCUACUCCAGGUGUUCUGCCUGGGGAGUGUUCGCGGAUCCCCGGCCGUGGAGUCCGAGUCGGGAGGAAGGGUACCUGCUGUCUGCCAGCCACGCCCCUCAAGCGUGUGGGGUGGGGUGGCAGGAAGGCCUCUUGGGAGAGGAGCAGCCAGGACUUCCAGGCAGUUUCAGGAUAGGUUUCCCUCCCCAGGCUGUGACUAGGUCAGGGCAGGAUCCAUUCCUUAUUGCCUGCCCACCACCAUCAGGCCAUUUAGAGUCGAAAGUUCACAGACACAGAUCCACAGUUGGGAUCUGGCCCCAUUGGCGGCUGAGACACUGCCUCAGGCGUAGGGGGGGACUGGCCCCCAUUGCAGCCUAUGGUAGGAGCUGGACCAACUGUACAUAGUUUUCAAUAAACUUUCUCCUUUUCUGUU